CCUUCACGUCCACUCACAAGUCACAGACAGAUCAGACACUGUCACUUCUCUGCCGCCAAUAGCGAUAACUGACUAGAGUCGUGCUGGCUGACUUGACGAUAACAAGAACGGGAUGAAAAAUUUGCAUUAAUUAUUUAAUUCGACGAUCUAUUAUGCAGUGCGGAUUGGAAUGAAUUGGAGACUGCCAAUUACAAUGAAUAAUUGCUAAUGCAAUAUAUACGGAUUGUGUUUGACAGCCAGAUGUCAGAUACGCGUCCUGAUGAUAACCGGAUUACCAAUGUAAUGGCAUUUCACACUGGUCUCAGUGAGACCAUACUGUUCAAAGGUUGGGUGACAUCAGAUUGGACGGGAAUAAUUGGUUCGAUGGUGGGGAUUGCUUUGAUGGCAGCUAUUUACGAAGGCUUAAAAAAUUACAGGGAACACCUAUACGCCAAUUCAGUGUGUUUGAGAAAAGCUAAGAUACCAGCUAGUUCGGCCUUAUGCUCCAGCGUUCAUAUUUUGCAAACACUUCUCCACAUGAUUCAAUUGGUCAUCAGUUAUUUCCUUAUGCUCAUCUUCAUGACUUACAACGUAUGGCUAUGCAUUGCCCUGAUCGCUGGUACUGGAUGUGGAUACUUUUUGUUUGGCUGGAGCAAAUCUAACAACGAGAUGAACGAAUGCUGUCAUUAAGUACAGAUGGAAAUCAUUGUCAAAAAAUGCAAAUUUGACAAAGGACUGCUUUACACGGAAACGACCCAGGCCAAAUGAUAUUUCUACGAAUCUUUAGCGACAAAAUUUCCUUUUAUCAUUUUAUUUAGUAAUUCACGUACUGUCUUGUCGAUUAUGCUACGGGGACGUGAGGGGUUAACUAGCCAAAAGAAACACUUAAUGACGAAGAUCUGAAACACGUCAACUCGACACGUUUCUCAUCUGCACGAUAGUUAGACCACGUGCGUGAAUUACCGACCUUAAUGAUUUUGAAUAAAUGAUUUUUUCGGCAUCUAAAAAAAUUU
Molecule: messenger RNA, 992 nt
Organism: Cephus cinctus (wheat stem sawfly)
Lineage: Eukaryota; Metazoa; Arthropoda; Insecta; Hymenoptera; Cephidae
Product: high affinity copper uptake protein 1
Exons: 5
Coding region: 208-669 (153 amino acids)
Biological process (GO): copper ion transmembrane transport
Cellular component (GO): membrane
Molecular function (GO): copper ion transmembrane transporter activity
Source: RefSeq, a predicted model, not a curated record